AUGUCCCAAUCUGCCAAACCCCAGGCAGAUGCAAAUGCCUUACACAAGCCAUAUGAUCAAUUCAUCCUCUUUGGCGACUCCAUCACUGAGAUGUCGAGUGUUCAAAACACCGGGUUUGGUUUGCACGGUGCUUUACAAGAUGCCUACGGUCGACGCCUCGACAUAAUCAAUCGUGGACUCAGCGGCUACAACACAGCCAAUGCUGUUAAAGUAUUCCCUAUGUUCUUUCCCAAACCAGAGCAAGCCACUGUUCGAUUCAUGAAGACCAUAUUCUUCGGUGCCAACGACGCAUGUCUGCCAGGACACACCCAACACGUCCCCCUGGACCAAUACAAAGAGAACUUAACACGCAUCAUUCAACACCCUGCCACAAUCUCUCAAAACCCAAAGAUACUAAUCCUCACGCCCCCGCCGGUCAAUGAGCACCAACUGCUGGUAUUCGACAAGGAAAAAGGGAACUCUAAUCCCUCUCGAACUGCCCGUAACACGAAGUCAUAUGCGGACGCGGCUCGAGGAGUCGCUGCUUUGACUGGCGUGGCUGUUGCAGAUGUCUGGACGGCGUUUGUGAAGGUGGCUGGAUGGAAGGAGGGUGAUCCCUUGCCUGGGUCGAGGGAUUUACCCGAACUGGAUCGUUUCAAGAAAUUGUUUAUAGAUGGACUGCAUUUGACAGCAGAUGGAUACCGCGUGGUAUAUGACGUGGUGAUGGAGGCUAUUCGGACGAAUUGGCCCGAUCAGGAUCCAAAACGGCUUCCGAUGGUUUUUCCUCAUUGGACGGAGGCGCCGAAAUGA
Molecule: messenger RNA, 789 nt
Organism: Aspergillus tanneri
Lineage: Eukaryota; Fungi; Ascomycota; Eurotiomycetes; Eurotiales; Aspergillaceae
Product: SGNH/GDSL hydrolase family protein
Exons: 5
Coding region: 1-789 (262 amino acids)
Source: RefSeq, a predicted model, not a curated record